AUGUGGAACAGAUCAAAUGAGAUAGAAAUAUGUAUUUAUAAAUUAUACUUGAUCUUCUGUGUAAUUAUUCUUGCUACUUCCCAGCCUUACCAGACCCCUGAUGACUUUGUGGCUGCUACUUCUCCAGGACAUAUCAUGACUGGAGGUUUGUUUGCCUUUCAUGACAAAAUGUUGUCUUAAAAAGACUAUCCCAGACAGCCAGAAAUUCAGAAGUGUGUUGACUUUGAAGUCUCAAUUUUUCUUCAAACUCUUGCCAUGAUAAAUAGCAUUGACAUUAUCAAUAAUUUAACACUAUUUUCUAGAGUGAACAAAAACUAUAACACUUGUACAGAGGUGACAGUGGCAAUGGCAGCUGCUCUUAAAUUUCUUUCCAACUUCAAUCGCCCCAGAGAAAUGAUGGUAUCUCAAUGUGACUGUUCCAGCUACAUGCUAACGUUUAAGACUGUCAUAGGUGCUAGUCUCUCAGAAAUAACCAUAGCUGUCUUGAGGAUACUGAAUUUACGACUCAUACCUCAGAUAGAAGUUAUUAAUAUAACAAAAAACAAACUUCUAAAAUCUCUUUUUAAGCUUGUUCACAUUCCUCCAGAAGAUAAAACAAUUUCAUGGAAAAUUCAAGUUAGAUCAAAAUGCUCCAAUGAAUGUAGUCCUGGCCAGAUGAAAAAAACUACAGAAAGUCAACAUAUCUGCUUCUAUGACUGUGUGAAGCAUCCUGAGAAUCAUUACAAUAAUCAUACAUAUAUGGAUCACUGCCUUUUAAUAUGCAAUAAUAAAUUAAAAUAAAACAUUAAAUUAAAUGAAAUUAAAAAUAAAAUAAUACAAAGCACAGUGUGCUUUGAAAAGGACGUGGAAUAUCUCAACUGGUAUGAUGCCUUGGCUAUCCUAUUUUUGGCCAUCUCCCUCCUAGGAAUUAUAUUGGUUCUGGCUAUUGGCAUAAUAUUUACAAAAAACUUGAAGACAACUGUUAUGAAAUCAUCUGGUGGGUUGAAGUUCCUUUAUGUCAUUCUCCUCUGUCAUUUCCUCAAUUUUACCAACACAGAUUUUUUCAUUGGGGUACCUCAAGACUUCACAUGUAAAAUCAAACAGACACUGUUUGGCAUUAGCUUUACCCUCUGCAUCUCCUACAUUUUGAUGAAGUCCCUUAAAAUUCUACUAGCUUUCAGUUUUCAUCCAACGCUGCAACUUAAGUUUCUUUAUAAACCAGUCCCCAUUAUCUGCACCUGCAUAGGUGUCCAGAUUGUCAUUUUCAUAUUAUGGCUAAUCUUUGCUGCUCCUGUAGUGGAGAAAAAUGUCUCCUUGUCCCUAGUAAUUAUUCUGAAAUGAGAAGAGGGAUUCCUUCUUGUGUUUGGUGUCAUGCUAGGCUAUAUUGACAUUCUGGUCUUCAUUUGCUUUACAUUUGCAUUUAAAAGCAGGAAACUACCUGAAAAUUACAAUGAAACUAAAUUCAUAAUAUUUGGCAUGCUCAUUUAGUUCAAAGCUUGGGUCACAUUUAUCCCUGUCUAUGCUACUUUUGGUAAAUAUUUGCCAACUGUGGAGAUUAUUGUUAUCUUAAUAACUAACUAUGGAAUCCUGUGUUUGUAUACUCUUCCCCAAAUUUUUUCGUCACCGGGUGUGGCCCAAAAAUUAAAAAAAAAAUCUGCCUUUCUCAAUAUAAUUUACAGUUAGUCUUCCCACAGUGUAGGCAUCCUUGCAAUGAGUCGUGUCUCAUUGGAUUCAAUUCACAGCAAUAUCCCAACUGCAAAUUCCAAUUCUGGUGGCAAAGUAACUGCCUGGCAUUUGCUUUGUAAGCGUUGA
Suncus etruscus (white-toothed pygmy shrew) is the source of this 1791-nucleotide messenger RNA. It is a transcript of the gene GPRC6A, whose product is annotated as G protein-coupled receptor class C group 6 member A. Gene Ontology annotation, cellular component: membrane. The record is from RefSeq and is a predicted model, not a curated record. NCBI's taxonomy places the organism in Eukaryota, Metazoa, Chordata, Mammalia, Eulipotyphla, Soricidae. Gene Ontology annotation, molecular function: G protein-coupled receptor activity. Gene Ontology annotation, biological process: G protein-coupled receptor signaling pathway.